This is a messenger RNA of Aspergillus aculeatus ATCC 16872, 1248 nucleotides long. Its product is annotated as putative zinc metallopeptidase. Gene Ontology annotation, molecular function: hydrolase activity. Lineage: Eukaryota; Fungi; Ascomycota; Eurotiomycetes; Eurotiales; Aspergillaceae. The record is from RefSeq and is a predicted model, not a curated record. The transcript has a single exon. The coding region runs from base 1 to 1248 and encodes 415 amino acids.
AUGAAGGACAUCAUCUCGAAAUACCGCCCGGACCUCAAGCCCUUCGAGGAGAUCUACCGCCACCUCCACCAGAACCCCGAACUCUCGGGCCAGGAGCAGGAAACCGCCGCGACGGCCGCGGAGCACCUCAGGAGCCUGGGGUUUGAGGUGCACACGAACCUCGGCGGGCACGGGGUGGCGGGGGUGCUCCGCAACGGCGCGGGCCCCACGGUGCUGGUGCGGGCCGACAUGGACGCCCUCCCCGUGGAGGAGAAGACGGGCCUGGCGUACGCCAGCACGAAGACGACGACGGACGCGGAGGGCGUGACGCGGCCCGUCAUGCACGCGUGCGGGCACGACACGCACGUUGCCAGCCUGAUGGCCAGCGCGGCGCUCCUGCACGCCGCCCGCGCCCACUGGGCCGGCACGCUGGUGUGCAUCUUCCAGCCGGCCGAGGAGCAGCUGGACGGGGCGCGCGCCAUGCUCGCCGACGGGCUGUAUGAGAAGAUCCCCGCGCCCGAGGUCGUGCUGGCCCAGCACGUCAUGCGCAUGCGGACCGGCACCGUCAGCGUGCGCGCCGGCCGCUUCCUCACCGCCGCCGACGCCUUCGACGUCCGCAUCUACGGCCGCGGCGGCCACGGCUCCGCGCCCCAUACCUGCAUCGACCCCAUCGUCGCCGGCGCCGCCGUCGUCACUAAGCUGCAGAGCAUCGUCAGUCGCGAGGUCACGCCCGGCGAGAUGGCCGUCGUCACCUGCGGCAGUAUCCAGGCCGGCCACGCCCAUAACAUCAUCCCGGAUUACUGUGAUCUCAAGUUGAAUGUCCGGACGUAUGAUGCGGGCAUCCGGAAGCGCGUGGUCGAGUCGAUCCGGCGGAUCGUCGAGGCCGAGUGCGAGGCCGCCGGUUGCGUGGAGAAACCCUUGGUGAAGCUUACAUAUUCCACCCCGGCGACGAUCAACGAUGGGCAGCUGGUCAAGACGCUGAAGGGUGCCUUUGGGGAUUAUUUCCAGGAUGGGCUCGUCGAGUCGGAGCCCGCGGCCGCGAGUGAGGAUUUCUCGCUGCUGGCCACGGCGGUGGGCGCGCCGUAUGUGAUGUGGACGUUUGGCGGCGUGGAUGCCGACACCUGGGAUGAUGCCGUCAAGAGGGAUGUCGUCCGCGAGCUGCCGAGUAACCACUCGCCGUUCUUCGCCCCGGUCAUUGAACCUACGCUGCAGACGGCGGUGGAUGCUAUGGCCGUGGCGGCGAUGACCUUCUUGCAACAAAGAAAAUGA